GCGGCGCGGCGGUAUGGGCGGUGGCGGCAGCGGAGAGUGAGGGGGCCGCGGCGAUGUGGCUGAAGCCUGAGGAGGUGCUGCUGAAAAAUGCCCUCAAGCUGUGGGUGCAGGAGCGCUCCAACCAGUACUUCGUGCUGCAGAGGCGGCGGGGCUACGGCGAGGAGGGCGGAGGCGGGCUGGCAGGUCUUCUUGUGGGAACAUUAGAUGCGGUGUUGGAUUCUACGUCGAAAGUUGCCCCAUUUCGCAUCCUGCAUCAGACACCAGACUCCCAAGUCUACUGGUCCAUUGCAUGUGGAUCCAGCAGAGAAGAAAUAACAGAACACUGGGACUGGUUAGAACACAAUGUUAUGACAACUUUAUCAGUAUUUGAUUCAAAUGAAGAUAUCACAAGCUUUGUCCAGGGAAAGAUAAGAGGUUUGAUUGCUGAGGAGGGAAAAGGUUCUUUUGUAAAAGAAGAUGAUCCUGAGAAGUUUCGUGAAGGUCUUAUGAAGUUUGAAAAAUGUUUUGGAUUGCCUGAGCAGGAGAAGUUGGUUACCUAUUACUCAUGCAGUUACUGGAAGGGCAGAGUGCCUUGUCAGGGAUGGCUUUAUCUUAGUACCAAUUUCCUUAGCUUUUACUCAUUUCUGCUGGGAGCAGAAGUAAAACUUAUUAUCUCCUGGGAUGAAAUAUCAAAACUUGAGAAGACUUCCAAUGUGAUUCUGACAGAGAGCAUUCAUGUGUGCUCCCGUGGGGAGGAUCACUAUUUUUCCAUGUUUCUGCACAUCAGUGAGACGUUCCUUCUCAUGGAGCAGCUGGCACACUAUGCUGUUAGGAGACUUUUUGACAAGGAGACGUUUGAAAAUGACCCUGUCCUUCAUGACCCCCUGCAGAUCACCAAGAGAGGCCUAGAGAACCGUGCCCACAGUGAGCAAUUUAGUGCAUUCUUCAGGCUACCCAAAGAAGAGACAUUGAAAGAAGUUCAUGAGUGCUUCUUAUGGGUUCCUUUCAGUCAUUACAACACCCAUGGGAAAAUGUGCAUUUCAGAAAACUACAUCUGCUUUGCUAGCCAAGAUGGCAGCCUGUGCAGUGUAAUCAUUCCAUUAAGAGAGGUCACAGGGGUGGAUAAGGCAGAUCCUGCCAACAGAGGAGUCAGCAUAAGUACCAAAGGGAAAACAGCUUUUCGUUUCACAGAAGUUAGAGAUUUUGAACAGCUGGUGGCCAAGCUCAGAGUGAAAUGCAAUGCAACUGCAAGUCCACAACACAUCAUAAAUCCAGAGGUUACAGCUAGUUCUGCCUCUGACAGCCCAAAGGAUUCGGAUGGACUAUCAUCAAAGAUGGCUCAGAGAGAUAACAGCAAAACUGUUGGUACAGAAGCCCUGAUGACUGUCUACCAUCCUCAGGAUGCUGAGAAUCUAGACUCUAAAAUGUUGAAAGAAAAAAUGAAGGAACAGUCUUGGAACAUCCUCUUUGCAGAACGGGGCCAUGGUGUCAGUAUGUUUCGAACAAAGAAGACUCGAGACCUGGUUGUAAGAGGGAUCCCAGAGGCAUUAAGAGGAGAGCUCUGGCUACUCUUCUCAGGUGCUGUAAAUGACAUGGCAUCCAACCCUGGUUAUUACACUGAGCUGGUGGAAAAGUCCUUAGGAACCUGCACUUUAGCUACUGACGAAAUUGAACGAGAUCUACGUCGCUCCUUACCUGAGCAUCCUGCUUUUCAAAGUGACACAGGAAUUUCUGCACUCAGGAGAGUUCUUACAGCUUAUGCAUACAGGAAUCCUCAGAUUGGAUAUUGUCAGGCAAUGAAUAUUUUGACAUCAGUUCUUCUGCUGUAUGCCAAAGAGGAGGAAGCAUUCUGGCUUCUGGUUGCAGUGUGUGAAAGGAUGUUACCUGAUUAUUAUAAUCGUCGGAUCAUUGGUGCCUUGGUAGAUCAGGCAGUGUUUGAGGAGCUCAUCAGGGUUCAUCUGCCUCAGUUGACAGACCACAUGAUGGACAUGACUUUUUUCUCCUCAGUCUCUCUCUCCUGGUUCCUUACCCUUUUUAUCAGCGUGCUGCCUAUUGAAAGUGCAGUCAAUGUGGUGGACUGCUUCUUCUAUGAUGGAAUAAAGGCAAUUUUGCAGCUGGGUCUUGCAGUGCUGGAAUACAACAUGGAGAAGUUGCUGACUUGCAAGGAUGAUGCAGAAGCAGUCACUAUUCUUAACAGAUUUUUUGACAGUGUCACUAACAAAGACAGUCCUUUGCCUCCAGCUGUGCAGCAGGGCUCCAGCCUUGGUGAUACGAAGAGUGACCAUCCAAAAGUGGACAUUACUGAUUUGAUCCGAGAGUCAAAUGAAAGAUAUGGUGAUAUUCGCUAUGAGGAUGUUGAGAGCAUGCGCUGCAGGAACAGGCUUUAUGUGAUCCAGACAUUAGAAGCUACAACCAAACAGAAUGUGCUGCGUGUUGUGUCCCAGGAUGUAAAAUUCAGCCCCAGUGAUCUUGAAGAGCUUUACGAGUUGUUUAAGAAGGAGCACUUUCUUUCCUGUUACUGGAAUGUCAACAGUCCUGCCUUGCAGCAUCAUGAUGCCAGCCUGCCCUAUCUUGAGCAGUAUCGGAUUGACUGCCAGCAGUUCAGGCUCCUCUGCCACCUCCUGAGCCCCUGGUCACACUGUGCCAACAGAGACUCCCUUGCGCUGUGGACAUUCAGACUGAUGGAUGAGAGCUCCCACUGCCUUAUAAACUUCAAGCAAUUUGCCUGUGUCCUUGAUACCAUGUAUAAUGGAAGCUUCACUGACAAACUCAAGCUUCUUUUCAAGUUGCACAUUCCUCCAGCAUUUACUGAAGUAGAAUCUCUGAGCCCCUCUAAAGGUGAUGAUCUUUCAAAAGAAGAGCUGAUACACUUCAGUCAACUCACUGCUUCAUCUGUCGGGGAUAGUCUUGAAAGUGACUCUUUAAAGGCCAGCCCAGAAAGAGGGAAGGGGAAGGUUGAUAUCCAGGCGUAUCUGAAGCAAUGGCAAGAUGAACUUACUAAAAAAGAAGAAAGCAUUAAGGAUUUGCCAAGAAUGAAUCAGUCUCAGUUCAUCCAGUUCUCAAAAACGCUGUACAACCUGUUCCACGGGGAUCCUGAGGAGGAGCUGUUGUACCGGGCUAUAGCAGUGGUUACCAGCCUCCUGCUGAAAAUGGAAGAAGUCGGGAGAAAGCUGCAGAGUCCCACAUCACCAGUGGAAAGCCCAGCUGCCGCUACGGAGGCACCUGCUGAAGUGCCCGGGAAGGAGAAGACUGAAAGCAGCUCCGAGCAGACUGACAGCAGUAGAGCACAGAGCUUGAGUGGGAGCCACGAAUGGUCUUUUGCCUUUGAACAGAUUCUGGCAUCCUUAUUAAACGAGCCAGCCUUUGUGAGAUUUUUUGAGAAGCCUCACAGCAUAAAACUUAAAAUAGAGAGUGCUAAAAAUUUACAGCUUAAAGCAAGAACCAGAGUGUAACUUGCUUUACCUUUGGCUUUGGAUUAACUACAUAAAGCACUUAGAAAUGGAGGUUGCCAACAUGGAAGCUGAGUCUGGUGUUUACAUAGGGAGCAGAGUUUGAAGAGUUAGCUUUAAAUAUCAGGUUACUGGUAUGUAAUGUAAAUAAAAAUAGCUUGAAGCACAAUCACUUUCUUGCAUUGUACAUAAGGUUCACCUUGAAAAAAAGGACUGAACAAUGAAGUGUCAUUUUCAUGUUAUUAAAAUAUGCAUCAUUGCUUGGAUAUACUGAAUGUGACUGUUGCAAACCUAUCUGAAUGACAGUUGCUAGAGAGGAAAGUUGUCCAACUGUCAGUUCCUCUGGUCAUGGACGCUUGCAGAUUCCAGCCUGUGGUCAGCAGUUUGCAGACUGCAUCCUCCCAACCCACGCCUCAGUUUUUGCAGCAAACAAGUGGUUUCCUGCUCUUCUAGCUCAGCCUGCAUACACAUUCUCUUUCCCAUCUUCAUAGCCAUCCUCCUGCAAUGAAGGUGCAAAGGAUGGAGCUUGUUUGGUCAUCCAGGCUGCACACAGGUUAAAAAUCUAGUAUAGAUUGUUGAAAUCAAGUUUUGCUUGUGUUGGGAAAGCCCAAGUCCAAAACAUCUUUAGCUGCUUCACGAUUAACUGCAUGCUGACUGCUGAACUGCUAGGGACCUAUUGCAGGUGCUCCUUUGUCUACCCUGGGUCCAUAUCUCAACCUAGCAAUUAUUUUUUCUUUUCAAUAACUCUUUAGAUUAUUGCUGCUGUAAUAUUUCUCUAUCUGCCAGAAUUCGUGGAAACAAGAAAAUCCUCUGGAAUCUGGCUUGAAUUUUCUAAUGUAUGCAAAACAAUAUAGUAAAGAUCCUGUGAAGGCUCUGCCAGUAUUAGUGCUGUUAAAUGUUGACCCUGAACCUUCAGUGGCUAAAGCUAGAACGGAUUUAGAGAAAGAGCUUGUAUUUUAGCAAUAGCAACCUAAACUGGGGCUUUCUGCUAAACUAGUUAAAAAUAGCUAUUUCUAAAGCCUAUAUGGCAGUCUUUCUCUGCAGAACAGUGUUAUUUUUGUACUGUGCAUGUUUUUGUAAAGAAGCAGAAAGGAUGUGGUAUCCUCACUGAGGUUUUUCUUGCAAUACUAAUAUGAGUGAAGAAUAAAAUGAAAUUCUACCUUGUGGUAUA
Pogoniulus pusillus (Red-fronted tinkerbird) is the source of this 4599-nucleotide messenger RNA. RefSeq names its product TBC1 domain family member 8B (gene TBC1D8B). The record is from RefSeq and is a predicted model, not a curated record. Lineage: Eukaryota; Metazoa; Chordata; Aves; Piciformes; Lybiidae. Bases 54 to 3431 code for a protein of 1125 amino acids. The transcript is spliced from 21 exons.